Messenger RNA from Penicillium macrosclerotiorum, 591 nucleotides. RefSeq lists its product as uncharacterized. Bases 1 to 591 code for a protein of 196 amino acids. The record is from RefSeq and is a predicted model, not a curated record. The transcript has 3 exons. Lineage: Eukaryota; Fungi; Ascomycota; Eurotiomycetes; Eurotiales; Aspergillaceae.
AUGAUUCCCUCCAUCAUCCUGCUCUCAACCCUGGUGGCCUCGGCCUUGGGCGGCAAUUCUUCCACCUACAACUUCCCGUCAGGGUUCAAUAUCGGCCUAGUCAAGCCGGAUCAACUGAACUCAUGGUGUGAGGGCCAGCGCAACGUGUGUCCCUCAAUUUGCAAGGGCUCGACCAAGCAAAACACCUGCGAUCCUAACACCCUGAAGUUCGACUGUAUCUGCUCGGAUGGAACCACGCCCGACGUCUCUCCGUUUAUCCAGACAGUUCCAUUCUAUGUCUGCGAGGCUACUUAUGGCCAGUGCAUCGACUCUCACCCGAAUGACGCUCAGGGCCAGCGAGCUUGCAAACAGGCCGCAACCUGUGGCAAGAAAAACUCAACUGCUUCCGAUACUACCAGCUCGAGCGCGUCGGCAUCCAGUACCAUGGCUAUCGCCACUGCGACUGGCUCUGACUCCAGCAAGACCACGUCGUCGGCCGUUGCGGCAGCGAGCACCACAACCAACGCCGCCAUUAUCCUGGGCAGCCUUGAGGGUUACUCCACAGGUUUGAUGGCAGGCGCCAUGGUGUUGGCCAUGCGGUUCUUCCUGUGA